UUAGCCCUACUGCAAAGGUGAAAAAAAUGGAUGCCAUUGUUGGGUUCUUUGAUGAGCUGUGAAAGAAAAUUGUCCAAAAUGGCGAAAUAUAAGGAAGAAAGCUUCUAAAACUGGCACAAAUCGCAAACCGAACACGUUGAGUACUGUAAAGUGUCACGAUUUCGCAGAUUCGAAAGGAUACGAGUUCGAGUUUUCCUGGAUUUACUCUGUGUGUGGGGUGGUGGUCGAUAUUCAUUCCAGCCUCGAAGGGAAACUUUUCUGGAUGUGGUCCAGAAACAGCUUCCCGAACGAAUGCAAACCAGUGCAGUUAGCUUGUAGGAUACUGCAGGAACUAGUAGCCAUCGCUGAGAGCCAUGUACAUAAGGAGAAGUUCGUGUUUAGUCGCCUUUUCCGUUCUGUUAAUAUUUGCUAUUUCGAUAACACUUAGUGCAGACGAAUCAACAGCAACAAUCAAGUAUAGCAUUGUCCAGGGAUGGGCAGCGAAAAUAGGCGGUGAACUAGCAAUCUUAGGAGAUUUUAUAACCAGAAGAAUGAAAGUAGAAGAUAGUUUUAAGCAAGCGCAAGUAGUUAGUAAAAAUGGACAAAAAAUUGUAGAAGAAAUGGCAAAAGACCUGAAGUACAUGAUGGAUGCGAAAGUCAGUGCUGUCAAGCGUAUAAUGGACACGGCCGAAAAUACGGCCAUCUCCAGCGAUGACGAAAAGGUAAACAAGAGCUUUCGGUACUACAACGCGAAGGAGAUGAUCGAACCGGGAGAAAUUAUCACCACACCGAUACCGAUGAUAGACGAAGAUCCGGCCGAGAUAACGACCCCCAUUCCACCGAAGGAGAUCGUACUGACGAAGAAGAAACACUUCUUCAACGAGGCGGUCAAUACUUCGGUUAGCUCGGUGCACGUUCCCACCAAUGUGUACGAUAGAGCUAACGAAACAAUUCGGGCGAUCAAGUGGUCCGAGGCGUUGGACUCGAUCUUCUACAAUAACUACAUCGGCGAUCCAACGCUUACGUGGCAGUACUUCUGCAGUUCGACAGGCUUUCUGCGACAGUUUCCGGCCACCAAGUGGGAAGAGGAUCCAGUCGAUCUGUACGACUGUCGGCUGCGCUCCUGGUAUAUCGAGGCAGCCAACAGUCCGAAAGAUGUCAUUAUCCUAGUAGACAGCUCCGGUUCCAUGACCGGCCAGCGAAAAGAUAUUGCCAAACACGUGGUUUCCAACAUCUUGGAUACCCUAGGACCGAACGAUUAUGUCAACAUCUUCACCUUUUCCGAAGAGGUGUCCGAAGUUGUUGGAUGCUUCCGUGAAACACUGGUUCAAGCAAAUAUGGGUAAUAUCCGAGAGCUGAAGCUAGGAAUGGAUAACAUCGAGACGACUGAGAUCGCGAACGUAUCCGCGGCGUUAACUAGGGCUUUCGAGCUACUGGAAACGUUUCGGGAAAGCCGCAAUGGGGCCCGCUGUAAUCAAGCCAUCAUGCUGGUAUCGGACGGAGUUCCGUACAGCUUCGACGAGAUAUUUGAGCAGUACAAUUGGAAGGAACUCCCGUUCAUACCGGUUCGAGUGUUCACCUAUUUAAUUGGACGUGAGGUAGCCGAUGUAAAAGAAAUCAAAGAAAUGGCUUGUAAGAAUCAAGGCUAUUAUGUACACCUGAGUACGUUAGCCGAGGUACGGGAGGAAGUUUUAAACUAUAUACCGGUGAUAGCUAGGCCGUUAGUACUGAACAAACGUGAACAUCCAGUGGUGUGGUCUGAAGUAUACGCCGAUGUGGAGGAUCCAAAAAUGACGGACUGGUUGUGGGAAAUAAAGGAACGAGCCGAGCAGAAAGAACGAUUCAUAGACUACCGGAAGAAUCGGGUUAUAUUUUUCUCGCCAGAAGAGCAGCAUCGCCGGAUGAUUAUGAAGCAGCGUAUGAAUCAAGACCCAUACUCCAAUAAUCAAAAAUACAACUUCAUGACAACAGUUUCGAUGCCUGUAUUUGAUCGCAGAGAAAAUGCUAACAUCACCGAAGACAUCCUUGUCAAUGAGGCGUACUGGGUUACGAUCACACGCGAGACAAAAGUGGCAAACAUCCUUGGAGUAGCAGGAGCUGAUGUACCUAUCGCCGAGAUUAAAAAGUAUCUGAAACCUCAUUUACUUGGAGUCAACGGGUACGCCUUCAUCGUUACGAAUAACGGCUAUAUUCUAACGCACCCGGAUUUCCGUCCAGUUUUCCAAGAUAUUUUGAAACCAGCUUACAAUACGGUCGAUAUGAUAGAGGUGGAAUUAACCGAUGACGACCGUGGACCACGAGACUUCAAUCCUGCCUUAUUGCAUAUACGUGAAUCGAUAAUUAAUCAGUCCACCGGAGCUAAAUGGGUACACGUGAAGUACCAUUUCGACGAAAUGAAACGCGUUGCUCGCACAAGGCGCCAGUAUUACUGGACGCCCAUCAAGAACACACCUUUCACUCUAGUGGUUACAUACCCAGAAACGCACGGUGUCAAUCGUCUCCAGAUUCGCACGGAAGACGAGAUCCACCGUAUUCAUGCAAAAGGCAACAAUGUCGUUAAUUUUUUCAGCGGCAUCAACUGGAAGAUUCAUCCGGACUGGGUAUAUUGCAAAUAUCUGAACGAACACGCAAACGAAUCGUUCGCCACUCCCGAACUGGAACUAAAACAUUUCCUAGAGCGCAUGAAACAGGGUGGUUGGAAGUGGCCAGCACUCCGAACCCCACCACCACCGGAGCAUGCCAUGUUCUCUAACAUUUCGACCCGUAUACUUGAAAAGGACUACUAUUACUGUGAUCGAAAUCUGAUGCAAGCGCUGGUGUACGAUGCAAAAGUGACCGAAUGGUUUUCUGCCAAUACCAGCAACAGCGGCAACAAGGACGAAAAAGAUGGCCCUAGCCCAAUUGCCGUUUUGAUGGGCCUGUUGCCAAGAAACGAAUUACGUCAACGCUAUGGAAUCACCGUGUCGUUUUUAGCUACGCAUAGUGGACUUACGAGGUGGCAGGACCACAUGAACGAACCCAAACUAUCGGAGCCUGACUUCAGUGAAACAAACAAUCGAGCGACGGAUGAGAUCUGGUACAAGCGAGCCGUGGAGUUGUACUACAACAAUAAAAACAAGAAAAGUGCGGAUGGAAAUGGCAAGGAUGACGCGUACAAAAGCAGCUAUGUUUACUCGGUUCCGUUCGACGCUGGAAAUCGAAACGACACCCUGGUGACGGCCAGCAACGCGAUCUUUCACACUGACGGGGGUAAGGAAACCCCGGUGGCAGUGGUUGGGUUUCAGUUUCACCACUCGGCGAUGUACACGCUGUUCAAAAGCACCACGAGUCAGUGCCUGCAUAGUGAUCAUCAGUGUGAGAAGACCUGCUUCACUGGCGAUUUUCAGUGCUAUGUGAUUGACAACAACGGGUUUGUGGUUAUCAGUGAGCAGCUCCAGGAAACGGGUGCUUUCUUCGGGGAGGUGAAGCCAGCUUUCAUGCAGCGGCUGAUCGAUGAUGGAAUAUUCAAAAAUGUGACCAUUUAUGACUAUCAGGCGGUAUGUUUCAUGAUGAAACACAUUUUCAAUAUAGCCAGCAUCAUUCAAACGCCUUUGAAACUAAUUUGGUGGGCCUUAACGAAUGCCGUUUCAUACGUUUUUUGGCUGAUGACACAAAUAUUCCUAACAAUUGUACAUGCUUAUGACGAAGUUAUCUACGACAGUAGUGCAUAUGAUGCGGUAGCUGAGUUGGGCGACCUGGAGGAUCCAACUGCCGGGCGUUACAAGGAACCGGAGUUCAACAAAGUGCUCAUCAACCGAACACGACCGGAACCGUGUGACCACGUGAUCACGUUGUAUGAACUGAACAACGACAUCGAUCCAAUUGUGUACCGAAAAGAUGCCCAUCAAUGUGAACGCCCAUACGUCGUAGUGCCAAUUCCUUCCAGCAAUCUGAUCCUGCUGGUGCUGGACACACUUUGUCCGCUGCCUAGUCACGUACCCCAGCUUACAACUUGGCCAGUUGAGCACGAUUAUAAUGACACACUAGCCUGCCAUAAGGCGCGCAACGUGGAGCUUCCCCGAAGGAGACCUCUUACCUGUAUCAAUAAGCAUGCAAAUGAAAGUGUCAUAGAAAUUUGCGGUCGUGGAUCUCACAUCAGCUCCAAUUUGUUACUGCUAGUGCUGGUCGUGCUACUAGGGCAAUUCGUCGUCAGUCGUCAUAAUCAGCCCAAUUCUUAAUAGCAUAGAUACAGAGUAAAUAAUAAUUAAUUUUUCGGUUUUUGAAUUGCUCAGCAAUCAGGAAACAGCGAUAUUCGACAACUCUGCUACCACAAAACAAAAACUUUCACUCGUUUACUUUUCUAACAACAGCCAGUAAAUUUUUGACUGAUUCCUUCUCACAUUUCCAAAACUCGCUUAACACAACUAUACAAAACGAAACUUUUUAUUCCAAACUAUUAUAUCUAGGCACAAUUUAAAAUGUUACUUUCAAAUUCAUACCAUUACAAUUGUUUAUCUAGAAAAAUAUUACUCAAAGUAAAUAGAUAUAUUUAGUACAUCAGCUACUAUAAAUAAUUCACUGAAAAAUCUAGCGAAAUUUUGUUAUUCAAUAUCAACAGAUUUUAUUCUCCAAAUCUCUUAUGAAACUGAUACACACGAAAAAAAAAUAAACAAAAUCUAUAGACAUUUUGUUAAUCAUUCAUAUUUAUUCUAUUCUAACAACAUGUACAAAAAAUAGAAAAACUUAAGCAAAUCUCAACCCGUGAGCUAGCGAGUUUACAGUUUACAUAGAAAAUGCACAGCCAAAAUAUAAAAUGACAGAUUUGAGUUGCAAUACGAUAUCGAACACAUUUUUCCAUGUGACGUAUUUUGUUGACAAGCAACUUUAUAUAAUGUAUAAAAUUUCUUGUUGAAAUUUAGUAGCUCUUUUUUCAGCAAAUUUCGUUGUUAUGUCUUUACUGUUUCGUUAGGCUAAGAAGCUCUUAUGUUGCUUCGAACGGUUGCUAGAUUUUGUAUGUACUUGAGAAAGUAAUUAAAUAGACGAUAUUUCUGUUGAAACCGCCUGGUUGCAAUGCCAAAAUUCUUGUAAAAAGACUCGUAAUUUUAGGAAUUACUAUAAUACAAAUAACUCUGUCUACGUAUAAUAGUACCAUAGAUAACGGACGUCCAAAUCAAGCUUUCAUUGUGUAUCUAGAAUUCAUCUGCCAUCUUGAAAACCCAUUCCAAAUCAUACCAAUUAUUCCACAUAGGCAUUACCGAUUUUCUAGUGAAUACUCAGAUUGCGAAUCCGACAGUUUUAUAUUGAGAAAUAACUCGAGAAUGCAUUUAUUUGGACUGUUCCCAAGUAACCAAAGAUUCGGAUAAAAGGGACUGAUUUGUUUUGGGUUGAUGUCAGAGGAACGCGGACCGAAGCGAAGCGAUUCAAUGCGAUGUACUGUUUUCGCUACGCAUUCACUUUGACAGGUUUGCUUUGAUCAAGUGGAACUAGCUCGCACGCGCGUCUUGACACUUCACGUGGCGCUUGCACUCUUACUGCAACCUUAAGUAGCUUACGAAGUUCAUGAAUAUAAUUCUAAGCAGCAUGUUUCUUUUUAGUAAUUAUCCACGAAUGAAAGUUCGCUCGCCGCAACCGAACAAACAUCUAAGCUGCUUCCAGAACGCAUUGUUCAGCUUCUAAGAAGAGAGAAAGGUCACACUGAACUUGUUCUGUACUGUAUUUUCAAGUUGCCAAAAAUAUCACGCGAACUAUUAAGCAGCGAGUAAGUUCACACUGAACUUGUUCUGUGCUUCGAACUGUCAAAAAUUACCACGUGUUUUCUUAAGCAGCGAGAAAGUUCAUGCGGAACUUGUUCUAUGAUUUCAAAUUCUCCAAAGGUCCGCGUGUACUUUCAAGCAGCAUGAAAGUGGUGGUUAAGUAAUUGUGGAACUUCUGGUUGCUUGGCUUUGAUUUAGAUAUCGUUGAGUUGACAGUAAAUUACAGGAAAAAGAAUUCAAAAAAAUCACCACAGCAUAUUUUUUCAUUUCGAUUCUAGAGGUUUUAACCUUGUGGUUAUUCCCUAUUUUCGACUAGAAAAAUUUACGGACCCGAGAAUUUGAAUUCAAACCGGGACGGGUUUCGCGAAAGACAUCAACUUGUCCAUGAAACUACACCCGUCUCCUUCCAACUUGUGAAAAUUGUUUUCAUAUUCUUGCAUUGUACAGAAGUCCAUGAAAAUCGAAAUGAGAGUAUUUUGUUAAUUUCGUGGUGAUCCUCAAGACGGCAGUGUAUGAAAACCAUUGGCACAAAACUGAUUUCAUCAAAGUUCUGAAGCUUGUUUGCAAGACAAUUGAAAAAAUAUUACAUAUUGGACUGUCAAAAACAUUCAUCCUUAUUCUGAAUUAGGUUUCAUACGAACAUUACAUAACCUCACGAAAUGAGUCAUUGAAUGUCGUUUAACAAUAACCAGUGUUUUUUUUUGUCUGUUCAUUCCAAUUUGAACGCAUGUAAUCGAGUACGUAAUUAGGUUUUUUACAGUCACUGCUAACCUCAAUCGAAUGAACACAUUUUGACAGUUCAGCAGUACUGUUUGUAAACAGAAAUUUCUUUUGUUUGUUUAUUGACAAAUUGGAUCAGACCAUUUACGGUCCGUAUCGCCUAAAUAAAGUUUUAAAACGUUUGUUCACAAUUGAAUGCGGUUUGUUUUUGAUAUUUAUUAAAUAAAAGUGACUAGUUGCAAAGUGUAAAGAUGAUUAUUUUAGAUGUGUUCUUCGAUUUUUGUUUAAGCUUGUUUGUAAACAGUACCGCUGAACUGUCAAGGAUGAAUACUUGUUCAUUUGUGGCGUCACGAUAAAAAACCUAAUCAAACCAGCUGUCAAAUAUGAAAUGUAUUCAUCACGAGUUCAUUCGUGACGUCAUCUUGUUAAAACUAACUACGAUGUAUUCGAUCAAAUUUCAUUCGUAUUCUUGAAAAUACUAGCAAAAUCAAAAGAAAUUUGAAUUCCACCGAACCACAUUCGUGCGAAAAAUCAAUACGCCGUAAUUCUGAAUAAAAGUGAACAUUGUUCUCGAACUGGGUUAUUUUUGACACCAACUACUAAGGUUGUGGACCAUAUAGCGAAUUAUUUUAACUUCAAGUUAAAAUUUGACAGCCGAGAGUUAUUCUGUCGUUGUAAAAACUAACUCUACUCAAAAGCAUGGAUAUUUUUGACAAUUCGAUGGUUAUUUUCCGACACUGAAGAGAAUCUACAGUGUCGGAUAAAGUCAUUUCAAGAUUUUCAGUAGAAUUUACAUAUGUGUAAUUUCUUUUUAUACUUUCAGUAAAAGAAAAUAGUCCAACAAAAUGUUUCAGUACAUUGUCAAACAAAGUAAUUUUUUCUCGCGGUACUCUGUAUUGCCAUUAAUGUACACGCUUACUUGUGGCUACCCAGUGAGUGAAUCGAAAGUACUCAUUUUCAACAACUGUGAACAGAUGUCAAAAAAUGAGUAGAAUUUAAAACUGUCACUGUGUCAAAGUAACUUAACCGCGCACCGACAUUUUCAAGUUUUUCCGGAUGGAUAAAAUUAAAAGUGUUAUAGACAGCGAGUCGUGUCAGGCUCUUGCUGGUUAGUAAAAUACACUAAAAUGCAUUUUUACAUUAUGCAAUAAAAAUACAUUUGAACUACGAAUAGAUUUCAAACGUCCCGUUUGUGGUUGCUUGGUGGAUUGAUGCCGAGAGAAGCAGAACUGUUCCGGAUACAUGUUUGAAAAAAAAACCAUUGAAUUAAACCUAUUGCACAUGUGGGUAUUUCAAUAAAAUGUAGUUAUUUUUUAAAAGUUUUUAAAGCAAUUUAUUUAAACUUAAUUGGAUUGGAUAAGAAUGGGUACUUUCCACAUAUUUACAAAUGUCAACAAAAGAGAGUAAGUUCUACUCAAAUUUCGCGAAAAACAUAUUUACCCAAAAUUGCGCAAUACUCACUGUACUCAAUUUUGGGUAGGUAUGGUUUUUGCGAAAUUGAGUGACUUUUGACUCAAUUUUGGAUAGCCAUAAGUAAGCGUGUACCACUUGAUAUCAUUUAAUUUCCAGUGCAAAUAAACCCAAAUAACUUUCCUUGCGUCAAACUUUGUAAUGGGCCGCAGUUUUAGUUAAAUUUAACUACUCUACAGAAAAGAACUGCUCGACUGUCAAAUUUUAACUAAAAGAUAACAUAAAUCGCGAGAUGGUUCACAACCUAACCGUCAUAUUUCAAUCAAAAGUUGAAAUAAUUGUCUUCCAUACAAUUAUUUGGGAGUAUGAAAUUUUUUGCGAAAUGGAAAUAUGCACUUUUUUGAUCUAGAAUGCUUUACACACUUCUUGAAAGAAAUUUUUGCUUGCUUGGAUGUCUGUUCUCUGGGAUAGUAGAUAAGAAUAAAUCGGGGUCAUAAAAAGAAUUAUUUCUUAAUCUUGAAAUUGAUAAGCUUUAACUACAACGUAGGGGAAAAUUUGUCUAAACUCUGUUCAAACUCAGACAAAUAAACUAAUCUAAUACUAAAGAAUCCCGCACAACCCUCCACGAUUUUCCAAAACUCGCUUAUCUGCUCUAAACUUUCUCAAUCCUUCCUGAACUUUCUUAAGCCCACUGAAUCUUGUUUGAGUUCAGACAAAGUUUGGAGCGAUUUCUCCCUAAACUACAAGCAUGUAUCUACUGGAAAGUAGAAUAGCGUUUUUUAGAAUUUGAACAUGCUGUGCUGCACCGAGUUAGAGUUAGCUACACUCCUAUGUAAAAUAGUGUAGUUGAGACUAUGUCGGAAUAGCACAACGACUAAAUAAUAAAAGCGCUACAUAAUUUACGCAAUUCCUCAUAUACAAGCGCAAAUGAACCAAGUAAAAAAAGAAAUAAAAAGAAAAAGUAUAGAAACAAGCAAGUUGUUUGGUUAUUGUAAGCCAAACUGCAAUCUCGAAUACUGCAACACUAGAAAAUCACGUAGCAAGCGCUGAUCAAAUCGUUCUCAUUUUCUUAAGGCGAAAUCAACACAAGUAAUGAAACUACAACAAAUGAUUUUUUUCAUUGAAUUUUUGCUAAUAAAAGUCUGUGAUAAAAUUGUAAAA
Malaya genurostris is the source of this 9002-nucleotide messenger RNA. It is a transcript of the gene stj, whose product is annotated as voltage-dependent calcium channel subunit alpha-2/delta-3. The transcript is spliced from 23 exons. Lineage: Eukaryota; Metazoa; Arthropoda; Insecta; Diptera; Culicidae. Gene Ontology annotation, cellular component: voltage-gated calcium channel complex. The record is from RefSeq and is a predicted model, not a curated record. Gene Ontology annotation, molecular function: voltage-gated calcium channel activity. The coding region runs from base 354 to 4196 and encodes 1280 amino acids.